This is a messenger RNA of Plectropomus leopardus (leopard coralgrouper), 746 nucleotides long. RefSeq names its product small nuclear ribonucleoprotein D2 polypeptide (gene snrpd2). Lineage: Eukaryota; Metazoa; Chordata; Actinopteri; Perciformes; Serranidae. Gene Ontology annotation, biological process: RNA splicing. Gene Ontology annotation, molecular function: RNA binding. Gene Ontology annotation, cellular component: small nuclear ribonucleoprotein complex. The record is from RefSeq and is a predicted model, not a curated record.
GCUCGAUCCACGCGUUUGCUGCUGAAGCGUUGCGCAUACGACGGCACCCGGUGGAGACGAGCGGGACACGGUCUGAGAAUACUGUUUUUAUAAGACAGCAACCAUGAGUCUUUUAACAAAGCCCAAGUCAGAAAUGACCCCAGAGGAGCUCCAGAAACGAGAGGAAGAGGAGUUCAACACUGGCCCUCUGUCGGUGCUCACCCAGUCCGUCAAGAACAACACUCAGGUUCUCAUUAACUGUCGCAACAACAAGAAGCUGCUCGGGCGAGUCAAGGCUUUUGACAGGCAUUGCAACAUGGUUUUGGAGAAUGUCAAGGAGAUGUGGACGGAAGUUCCCAAGAGCGGGAAGGGAAAGAAGAAGUCCAAGCCGGUGAAUAAGGACCGCUACAUUUCUAAAAUGUUCCUCAGAGGGGACUCUGUCAUCAUCGUGCUCAGAAAUCCUUUAAUCACAGGAAAAUGAACUUUGUAGCCAUCACGCUGAAGCCGUCACAGAGCCUUUUUUUUCUUCUUCUUGUUUUUCUUUCGUGUAAUAAUUGGAUGACGGUGGCAGUGGAUUACCAUUAAUGUCUCUGUUUUGUUCUUAUUUUGUUUUGGAUCACUGCAGUCACUGUUGGGUAAAAUACAUAGUGUGGAUGUGAUGUUUCUACUUUUUGGAAAGCUGUUUAGUAACAACAAUACCUGGUUUGAGUUUUCAACAGAAAUCCUCUGUAUUUUUUUCAUUUUAUUAAAAAAAAGUGAUAAAUAGA